This is a messenger RNA of Coffea eugenioides, 693 nucleotides long. RefSeq lists its product as uncharacterized. Lineage: Eukaryota; Viridiplantae; Streptophyta; Magnoliopsida; Gentianales; Rubiaceae. Bases 150 to 422 code for a protein of 90 amino acids. The record is from RefSeq and is a predicted model, not a curated record. The transcript has 3 exons.
UAAACCGCUUGCCCAUUGUCAGACCUGCUGAAGCAAAUCAACUCCCUCCUGUUUUCUCCUUCACUAAAUCAUCUAUGCCAUCAAAUUAACUUCAAAUUUCCAUCAGCUUGUAUCCUCAUUUAGCCAGGAAGUACUGGUUUUAUAAUAGAAUGGCUGGACAGGAGACUGUGAAACAACUUGAGGAGUGCUCAGUUUCCAAUGCACUUGGUACAUGGGUGUUCUCAGUUGCUGGUGCCUUGCUUGCAAUUCCAGUGGGAAUAAAACGAAAAUCUUUGGCACCCCUUGUUUUCUUUGGCACAACAGGUACCAUGCUUGAUAUAAUCAUGGGAAUUAGUGCCUGUGAAAGAGAACAUGCAGAACGUCAAAUGAAGCUUUUGGAAGCGCAAAAUGCUGCCAGUGCUGACGCCGGAGCUGAAUCUUGAUGGCCUUUAUUGGUUUCUUUUCUUCUCCCAGCCUUCAGAAGGCAAAAUGUCUGUGAAUAGCUUUUCGCAAGACUAGAUGGUCUUUCCUUCCCUGCAGUCACAGUACAAAAAACUCAUUUGACUACAAUCAGAGUUGAAAAAAUUCAUUUGGCUGCUGUGAAUGACAUGAUUCUAGCUAAACUUCAUUUGGCUAAAUGAAUCAGCGAUUUCAUGUUGUAACUCCCUCUCUUGGUUUGCCACAUUGUGACAAUAAAAUGGUUGCUUCCUUGCC